Molecule: messenger RNA, 1389 nt
Organism: Kwoniella mangroviensis CBS 8507
Lineage: Eukaryota; Fungi; Basidiomycota; Tremellomycetes; Tremellales; Cryptococcaceae
Exons: 1
Coding region: 1-1389 (462 amino acids)
Cellular component (GO): cytoplasm
Source: RefSeq, a predicted model, not a curated record
AUGCCCCCUCAACUUCUAGCCUGCGGCUCUAAUUCAGCCUCCCAUCUAUCAAUCAACCAUCCAGAUGAUGUCUUCACCCUUACACCGACAGUAUACCAUCCUUCUUCACCUCCCAUUCCAGAUACCUCCACAAUCCUCGACUUAGUAUCAACAUCUGCCCAUUCACUAUUACUCAUGUCUACGCCUUCUUCUGAAGGUGAUGUCAGACCUAGGAACAUCCUUCUUGGAGCUGGCACAAAUACUUGCGGUCAGCUGGGUCCUAGGUGUGCGUUGUGGGACGACAUCAAGCCUGAAGCAAGGUGGAAACCGCUCAAUUUACUAAACUCUGUUGGAGUAGGAGGAGAUUGGGAACCUGUGAAGAUUGCUUCUACAUGGACAACCAGCUUUGUAGUGUAUCAGCGGAUUAGUGAUUUUACACAAGAUCAAAGCGUUUCAUCUUCAAUGUCACAGGUAGAUACAGGCUAUUCUCAUAUCAAGGGCAACGAUGUGGAACAGAUAGUAUUGUCAUGCGGAUCAAACGACUUUGGUGAACUCGGGUCAACCACCAACGUACCUCUUACGUUGGAUGCUCCGGCUGAAAUACCCAUAUCUCAAGCCUCCAGAAAACCUACGAUAGUGGAAGUAGGAUUGAGAAGGGGAGAAAAAGUGGAAAUCAUCCAAGGUGGUCAAAGACAUGUCAUCGUGAUUAUUUCUGGUAGAAAUGGUGAACAGAGAGUGAUGGGAUGGGGUGCAAGUAGGAAAGGUGAAUUGGAUGCUUCAACGCUUUCAAGUAACCUUACGAAUGGCAGCAAAUCUUCGGCUUCCAAUAAGGCAAAGGGGAAGGGUAAAGGUAAAGCCGUUUCUCGAUCAACCACUUCACCGCCUACGAAGAUUGACUUGCAGAUACCACCAGGAGAGCGGUUCAUAGAUGUCUCCUUGGGAGCAUCGCAUACUCUGGCACUACUUUCCAACGGGACUGUUUUGGGCUGGGGAAGUAAUCUGAAAGGACAAAUCACCGAUAUACAUCUCCUCAAAGACGUAAAGUGUAUAGCGGCAACGUGGAAUGGAUCGUACUUCCUUACCAAAUCCAAUCGACUUCUCUCUCAGGGAUCAAAUACUCAUUCACAAUUACUUCGAGGACCCGAUGCAGAAACUGUAAGAGGGGAAGUGGAGAAACCGGAUGGAUGGGGAGUGGACAGGAUCGUAGCUGGAUCAGAACAUCUUUUGGUGCAUAUGAAGUCUAAAGAUAUGGAAGAAGGAGAAGAGUUAUGGACGGGAGGUUGGAACGAACAUGGUAAUCUUGCUUUGAGAGAUCAAGAGGACCGAGCACACCUUACAAGGGUCGGAAUCAAUGGGAAAAUCAGGGGUCUGUGGGGUGGGUGUGCUAGUACGUGGAUAUGGGUGGGAUGA